This is a messenger RNA of Gambusia affinis (western mosquitofish), 2204 nucleotides long. RefSeq names its product transmembrane protein 167B (gene tmem167b). NCBI's taxonomy places the organism in Eukaryota, Metazoa, Chordata, Actinopteri, Cyprinodontiformes, Poeciliidae. The record is from RefSeq and is a predicted model, not a curated record. The transcript has 3 exons. Bases 174 to 398 code for a protein of 74 amino acids.
GUUGGACAACAACAAACGUAGAGCAUAAAGGAAGAGUGUUAGGAAGGAAAACGGAAAAGUCAAACGAGUAAGCAGGAUGCGACACAGAAUACCUUCUCUUUAAACUGUAGGAUGGUUUGUUAAUUAUUAAGAAGAAAACGUCAUAUAACAUAGUAAGAGACCAGAUUGCAGCUAUGACGAAUGUGUACUCCUUUGACGGCAUCCUUGUAUUUGGGCUGCUGUUCAUCUGCACUUGUGCAUACCUCAAAAAGGUGCCUCGUCUCAACAGCUGGUUGCUGUCAGAGAAGAAAGGAGUGUGGGGCGUCUUCUACAAAGCUGCAAUAAUUGGGACAAGGCUUCACAUCGCUGUGGCGAUUUCCUGCUUGAUUAUGGCCUUUUAUGUCAUCUUCCUGAAAUGAUAGUCACAAUGGACCGGACAGACUGCGUGGCUGCUGGCUGAGAAUGGACUCAUCUCUGUGGUUCUGUGUCAAUCCUUGCCAUGGGGGCUGCCUCCAAGUGACAAGUGGACCCUUGUAAAUAUCAAGCCAGUGCUGCCCCCUUCUGGAGACUAGGCAUAUAACUCUUCCCUGAAUAUGUAUGCACUACGGUGAUGGAGGAUAUUGUGAAUUUACAGAUUCUUCAAUUGGGAGAGCCUGCUGGUUCUCUUGAUUUCAUUCUGUCGUUGGGUUGUAUCAUUUGUCUUAAUUAAGACACUCACAUGAUUAUUAUUAAUAUUGUACUUUAAAACAGCAGUGUGAAGGGUGAAAUGUUCAUACACUUUACCUGUGUACAAUUUAAAAUUUGCCACACUGUACAUAUUAAUAAUAGAAAUCCAAUGAUUAAUUCCACUUGCUCCCAGUUAUACUGUUGUUUAUGUAUUGCUUUUCCUAGCACCGGUGGAGGGAAAGAUAAAGCUAAUAUAUUAAUAUAUCCUUGUCUAUACUUUUUAUUUUUUAAUUGCUUUUAAUCUUGUACAUUUUCUUACUAGCGCCUUUUAUGUUUGGCAUUUCCUAAACGUAUUUCGGGUUUGAAGGACACUUUUUGUACAAGUUUAUGUCCCAUUUGUUUGAUUGUCACCACAGAAGCUUCUCCACAUUUUGUCUUGUUACAAUCCAAAAUAUCAUUGUGCUUUACUGGAAUUAUAUGUGAAGUACUGAAACAAAGUAGUUCAUAUUUGUGAAGCAGAAGGAAAAUGAUGCAUGCUUUUCAAAUAAAAGAAAAAACAAAAAUGUGGUGAGUAUCUGAAUUCAGAUCCUCUAAGUCAAUACUACUAGAACUGUUUAUGCUGCACACAAACAGUUUCAUGUUUUGUUUUGGGGUUUUUUGCUGUGUAUUUACCAAUUUUCAAAUCACAUUUUUGUUAAACUGUUUAAAUUCAAUUAAGGAUAUGUUUUGAUCUGGACUUUGCGGUUCUGGCUCAGUAAAAAAUCUCCAAAAUACUUUUGUACCUUUUUCUUUCUAAGACUGAUUUUUAUAUAGAACAAUCUUUUGAACAGAACCUUACUAGUUCCUUCUACCUGCUGGAGGACAAAAUUCCUACAGCAUGAUGCUGCCACCACCAUGGUUCCAUGUGAUUCAGGAUGAUGUGCGUUGUUCAUUUUGUUACAAAUUACAUUUCUCACUGUACAUAUUUUAAAAAAAUGAAUAAUAGAAAUCCAACAACAGACAGGUUGGAUUUAUCCCCAACCUGUCUGUUGUGUUCCUUGGUCUUUGUGAAGCCUUUUCUUCUAAAAAAUGUUCUUUAGCUAACCUCUGAGGCCUCCACAGAACAGAUUAGGUGUAAUGAGUACCGAUCUGUUUGUAUGUUUUAAAAUGUUAUGACUGAAAUUAAAUCACACACGUGAGAUUUGUAUAAGUGAAAGGAGAUAUUGAAACAAAAUUUUAUUUCUCUUGACAAUUGGGUGCUAAAUUAUGACCCAUGCAGUCCCUUUAUAAUUUAUACUAAGCAUGUAUUAAUGUGAUGAAAGGGGUUGAGAUCAGUAAAAGAUCUAUCACAACUCUACCAAAUUUGCAGAUCGCCACAGAAGAGCUCCAAAUGAAACUUAAACUAAUGCUAAAUUAGCUGCAUUUAAUUUGCCUGAAGAUGUAAAAGCAUCGGCAAACUGGUUGUGUGAUCAUGCCAAUUUAUUCGUUUGCUGUUAAUCAAACUUCAUUAUUUGUACUAUUAAAAUGCAUUGUUUUGGAGAACUCAGUGAUGUUUUGAUAAAGAAAAAAUGUAAACAGUC